Ylistrum balloti is the source of this 1377-nucleotide messenger RNA. Its product is annotated as protein PFC0760c-like. NCBI's taxonomy places the organism in Eukaryota, Metazoa, Mollusca, Bivalvia, Pectinida, Pectinidae. The record is from RefSeq and is a predicted model, not a curated record. The transcript has a single exon. The coding region runs from base 1 to 1377 and encodes 458 amino acids.
AUGGUUGAUGUAGGAAAAGGCGAUGAUAAAACAAUGGUUGAUGUGGGAAAAGGCGAUGAUAAAACAAUUGUUGAUGUGGGAAACGGCGAUGAUAAAAUAAUGGUUGUUAUAAGAUACGGCGAUGAUAAAGCAAUGGUUGAUAUAAGAAACGACGAUGAUAAAACAAUGGUUGAUGUGGGAAACGGCGAUGAUAAAACAGUGGUUGAUAUAAGAAACGGCGUUGAUAAAACAAUGGUUGAUAUAAGAAACAGCGAUGAUAAAGCAAUGGUUAAUAUAAGAAACAGCGAUGAUAAAACAAAGGUUGAUGUGAGAAACGGCGAUGAUAAAACAAUGGUUGAUGUGGGAAACGGCGAUGAAAAAACAAUGGUUGUUGUAGAAAACAGCGAUGAUAACACAAUGGUUGUUAUAGGAAACGGCGAUGCUAAAACAAUGGUUGAUGUAGGAAAAGGCGAUGAUAAAACAAUGGUUGAUGUGGGAAAAGGCGAUGAUGAAACAAUAGUUGAUAUAAGAAAAGGCGUUGAUAAAACAAUUGUUGAUGUGGGAAACGGCGAUGAUAAAACAAUGGUUGAUAUAAGAAACGGCGAUGAUAAAACAAUGGUUGAUAUAAGAAACGGUGAUGAUAAAACAAUGGUUGAUGUAGGAAAAGGCGAUGAUAAAACAAUGGUUGAUAUAAGAAAAGGCGUUGAUAAAACAAUUGUUGAUGUGGGAAACGGCGAUGAUAAAACAAUGGUUGAUAUAAGAAACGGCGAUGAUAAAACAAUGGUUGAUAUAAGAAACGGUGAUGAUAAAACAAUGGUUGAUGUAGGAAAAGGCGAUGAUAAAACGAUGGUUGAUAUAGGAAAAGGCGAUGAUAAAACAAUUGUUGAUGUAGGAAACGGCGAUGAUAAAACAAUGGUUGAUGUGGGAAACGGCGAUGAUAAAACAAUGGUUGAUAUAAGAAACAGCGAUGAUAAAGCAAUGGUUGAUAUAAGAAACAGCGAUGAUAAAACAAAGGUUGAUGUGAGAAACGGCGAUGAUAAAACAAUGGUUGAUGUGGGAAACGGCGAUGAAAAAACAAUGGUUGAUGUGGGAAACGGCGAUGAUAAAACAAUGGUUGAUAUCGAAGACGACGACGUUAAAACAAUGAUUAAUAUAAGAAACGGCGUUGAUAAAACAAUGGUUGAUGUUGGAAACGGCGAUGAGAAAACAAUGGUUGAUAUAAGAAAGAGCAAUGAUAAAGCAAUGGUUGAUAUAAGAAACGGCGAUGAUAAAACAAUGGCUGAUAUAAGAAACGGCGUUGAUAAAACAAUUGUUGAUGUAGGAAAGGGCGAUGAUAAAGCAAUGGUUGAUAUAGGCAACGGCGAUGAUAAUGCUAUGGCUGCAAUUGAUGAAGGGUAG